GCUUAUUCCAAGAUUGCGACGAAGGUGCUGAAACCAUAUUACACCAAAGUGGGCCUGCAUCAUUCAAUGAAAUUUUAACAUUUAACGAUGAUGAAGCAAUUAGGACGAGAGAAUUUAUAACCCAGAAUCAAAAUCUUAAGAUUGAAGUUAAGAUUGAUCAUGUCCUUAAAGACGAUAUAUACCGAG
Racocetra persica is the source of this 186-nucleotide messenger RNA. The record is from the annotation of a GenBank genome assembly. Lineage: Eukaryota; Fungi; Glomeromycota; Glomeromycetes; Diversisporales; Gigasporaceae.